This is a messenger RNA of Hypoxylon fragiforme, 1442 nucleotides long. RefSeq lists its product as uncharacterized. The coding region runs from base 222 to 1118 and encodes 298 amino acids. The transcript has a single exon. The record is from RefSeq and is a predicted model, not a curated record. NCBI's taxonomy places the organism in Eukaryota, Fungi, Ascomycota, Sordariomycetes, Xylariales, Hypoxylaceae.
CUCCAUUUUGCAAGGACAGACAUCUCCUCCCAUCUCAUACUACUAGUAGUCCCUCCAUUGAUAUAUACGAGAACUUCACUGGUGCUAUUAGGCUUUCCGUUUAACUCAAUUGAAUCCUCUCUCCAACUUCUUCUUUACGCAAUUGUCCCUCUUUAACAGAGAAGACUCAACUGUACCUGAAUGGUCAAAGCUACUUAUCCACACUCAUCUACUCUGACAUCAUGUCUGGUACACUCACCAGAACUGAAACAUCAUCACACGCAUCUCCCCUCGACCUCUACACCCACCGUGAUGGCGAUCCUGUGGCUAUCAACGUAACCAUCAGACAGGAUCCUCUGUCUGUCACUUUGGACGGCCUUGCCAUCUUCGUCAUCUCUGUCACGCUCGUUCUCGGUAUACACAUGUUUAAACCAUCUUCUGUAGCUCUGCUCAUUGGCAUUUCAACAAGCGUCUUAUUCAUUCACAAUGACUAUCAGAACUAUCUAAAACUUGGCCCGGGAGGUACACCGGCAACAUUCCCUGGUUAUAUUCGCAUCAACUGGCUCAAACUCUGGGCCUGCCGAGACCCUUUCAACCCUCUCCCCGCGGACCCAGAUGUUCAGCCAGCUGCUGGCAUCUUCCGCAAGAAGCCUCUACCAUAUCGUUGUGGACUUCGACCCAAGGUUGUUGGAAUAGCCCCGCAACGCCAGGUCAACCAAUUCGGAUCGCGGGAAUGCUAUCUCGCUCUUCGGCGCAUCCUAGAGAACCACGGAAAGAGAAACCCGGAGGAAGUAGGAAUCGGCACCUCCUGCUUCGAAAAGCACGGCCUGGGACUAUUUGCUCGGUACCCCUUUAACAAAACCUGCCAGGGAGAGAUCUGCCACGUGCACAACUCGGACUACUCGAUGCACCUGAACCUGCACCCGGACGACGUGAAGGAGGUCAUCGAGAAGGGCUGGGGCGAACGCCAUCCACUGACCAGCCAAUGUCUCCUAAAGAUGCCCGUCCCCAAGCAGUUCACCAUGGUGUAUGCCCCACGAACACUAGACGAACUGAAGGUUGUGUGUCAAAUCAUCGAGGCGGCCGGUUGGUGGGUCGGCGCAAAAGAGAUGAAGCUAGACGUAACGGCGGAGAUAUAAAAACCAACCAACCAACCAAUCCAUUCAUCCAUCCUAUAGUAAAACAAACAACUUCGCCUCUUGCCGACCCCAAACCUUGCGAAAACAUGGAAAGCAUUUGAUGUUGAACGUCCAUAGGUACCUGGGCUACUUACAUAGUAGUUUAGUUUACCUAGCUACUACCUGUCCAGCUACCUAGUAGUGCCCCCUUCACACGCCUACUUAGGCCAUCGGCUUCAUGUAUCAAUUCUGAGAGAAUUAAAAUCAUUAGCAAGAAUAGAAAAAAAAAAGCAUAAUAUAACUGUUAUAAACUAAACUAGCUAGCUAACUCAAACGUAUAUCUCU